Tribolium castaneum (red flour beetle) is the source of this 1403-nucleotide messenger RNA. RefSeq lists its product as uncharacterized. The transcript is spliced from 5 exons. Lineage: Eukaryota; Metazoa; Arthropoda; Insecta; Coleoptera; Tenebrionidae. Gene Ontology annotation, molecular function: acyltransferase activity. The coding region runs from base 333 to 1298 and encodes 321 amino acids. The record is from RefSeq and is a predicted model, not a curated record.
UCUCGAGUAGUUCGUUUCUCUCAUGUCAAAUUUAUUUACAAUUCUUUUAAUUAAUCGCUUUUAUUGCUUUGGGAAUUCCAUACGAAAAAAAUGUUGCGUCACAUGUAAACAUGUUCGAUUAUAUGUUGCAAAAUUGGAGUUUCUCCUUUGCAAAAAUUCAGGUUCUGUCACUGUCUCUCUCUAAUGGACACCUAGCAGGUGACGAGUGUCCGACAAGGCAAUGUUAAAUAACUUAAUUGUUGUAAAAGCUGUGAUAAAUGUGCUAAUAAUUACUUUGUAACAAUUUCAAGAAAAACGCGUGCCCUUUUUUGUUGUAGUGUAGGUUUUUAACAAUGACAUUUCAGUCGUAUUUACAAACAAUUCAAGGCUACGUGGUCGAAUACAUUGACAUCGAUUACUCCUUAUGGCUGACAUGGUGUUUAGCCCCCUUGCUCAUAUCCUUUCUGCUUCCUAUGGUGAUAGCCCUCCUGCUAUACCUCACCGCUUUUAUAUUAUACAUUUACAAGCUUCACUGGCGGAGCAUUCGGAUGACUUUACAAACGGGAGACAAGUGGGAGACUGCCCGAAGGGCUGCCGCCGCGGUCUGGGAUGCCCACGGAUGGAUCUGGCAUGGGUAUGAAAUCCAAGGUCUCGAAAACAUCCCAGACAACGGCCCCGCGCUAAUAAUUUACUACCAUGGGGCCAUUCCGAUCGACAUUUAUUAUUUCCUCGCAAAGACCCUCUUCUACAAAAACAGACUGGUCCACACCGUUGCCGACUAUUUCCUGUUUAGAAUUCCAGGUUUCAGUAUUAUCGCCGACUGCAUGAAAGUCAUUCCGGGCACGAUCCAGACCUGUUCCAACCUCCUCAAGGAGGGCAACGUCCUCGCGAUCUCCCCCGGGGGAGUUUAUGAGGCCCAGUUCAGCCACCACUACAACCUAAUGUGGAAACGGCGCCUAGGCUUCGCCAAAGUGGCCCUCGAGGCGCAAGUUCCGAUUAUUCCGAUGUUUACAGAGAAUCUUCGCGAGGCCUUUCGGACUUUGAGUAUCGGCCGCAGGAUUUUCCUGCGGUUGUAUGCCAUUUUCAAAUUUCCUUUCGCGCCCAUUUACGGGGGAUUCCCCGUGAAAAUGGUCAGUCAUGUGGGGAAACCCAUAGCCUACGACCCCAACUUGACCCCCGAGGACUUGCAAGCCAAAGUCGCGGCCAGUCUGAACGAGCUCAUCAAGAGGCAUCAGAGGAUACCGGGGAGCAUAUUGUACGGGAUCAUGGACCGAAUACCGUAUUUUAGGGCCAGGAAUUCGAUACAGCAUGAAGAGUGAAGGGACAUUCCGUAGCUUAAUUAUUGUUGGAUUUGUACGUACUUAAAGUUUUAUUUAUUUUUAUGUGAUUGGUGGAUGUACAGUAAUAAGGACGAUAGUACAAAA